Molecule: messenger RNA, 843 nt
Organism: Lactuca virosa
Lineage: Eukaryota; Viridiplantae; Streptophyta; Magnoliopsida; Asterales; Asteraceae
Source: the annotation of a GenBank genome assembly
AUGUCUUGCCUUCUCCACUCGCUUUCCCUCUCUCUCCUCCUCCUCAUCCUCUUCCCCUUCUUGUUCUUCAUCUCCAUGGCCGCUCAAUCUAAUGAUACGCGUUACCCCAGCUGCUUUUCAUACAAUUGCGCAAACAUCACAAUCAGUUACCCUUUUUGGAGGCUCGACAGUGAAACCCCUACCCAGUUCUGCGGUUAUGAAGGUUUUGGGAUCAAUUGCUCCAACAAUGUUCCAAUUGUUUACUUCGGAAGCGAUUCUUAUUAUAUCCCUAACAUAAACUACGAAUCUAAGAGUAUUGUCCUUGUGGACUACGACGUUUCUCCCGUCGUCCCCGACGUCGUCUGCCCGAGGGUACGCCAUAACAUUGAUUGGGGAGAUUUGCCUUUCAAUUUCUGGGGGCAAAACGUUAACCUAAGUUUUCAUUUUAAUUGCACUGGAGUACCUGAUUUUGCAAGAGAAAUAGCGUGUUUGAGUAACCCUACUAAUAAGUCGUGCGUUAAUAGUUUGAAUUUCGAGCCGGAGAAUUUCAAUUGGACGGUGUACUCUUGCGAUGACGCGGUGGUAACGACGGUGUUGGAUGUAUUCAGUUCAGCAAUGGCGCUGGAGACGGAGUUCAGUAGAGCCUUAAGACAAGGAUUUGAGGCAAAAUGGGGGAGGACGGAGGACUGCGAAAAGUGUGAGGAGUCCGGUGGGCGCUGCGGUCAUAAUAACAGUACGACGGAGCUCAUGUGUUUUUGUUCCGGUGGUGCGAUCACUAUGGGUCAUUGUAAAGGUACCUUCGUUGAAACUCCUGGCUUCAUGUUAAAUUACACAUCUACCCCUAUUAAAAAAGCAAGCACAUAG